AUGGCAUCAUCAAGUGGUGAAAAGAAGGGAAAGUACCCUCCUUUACUGUAUCCGCCUGGAAAAUCUCCUCUCUUGAAGAGGAGCAUCCACCAUAAUUGCACUUUGGCGAGUUUUGGAUUCAUGAAAGAUUGCAUUGGUGAAGAUGUUUACAAAGACAUCCGGGAUCAUACACAAGUAGGAGUUUUAUUGAGUCUUGCUGAUUCUGACUAUGUGUGGUGGGCUAAGCUUGUGCAUUACAUCCUCACACGCCAGUUGGCUAUAGAGAGGAGGUAUGAGAUUUGGUCAUUGAUUGAAGGCUGUCCGAUUAUGUUCUCUCUAUAUGAGUAUGAAGACAUUUCUCGUCUGAACUGUCAGCCCAUAGUUGAGGAUGAUAUUGUGGAAGUAGAUCACAGAGAAUUUUGGGCAGAGUUAAAAGUGGAUAGUGGUUUAGGGCCUAACUGGUAUGACUUGGAUGAAGCCUUGAAGAAUUGCAGAACAUGGACUCCUGACAAGAGAAAGAUGUUGGGACUGUUUUUGGUUGUUCAUGUUGGCAUAUUGGGACUCCCGAGGGGCAGUACGAUUCCACUGGAGUAUGCAAAAAGAGUUUUAUAUAUUGCAGCAUUUGACAGAUUUCCAUGUGGCGGGGUGGGAUUUAUGGAGCUACUCCAGUCCAUUAAAGUGCUGUCCUUUAAGAAAGAGAGUUGUGCAAUCCAUGGAUGUGUUCAUGUUCUCAUGAUAUGGGCAUUUGACUGUUUGAAACAUCUAGGGAAAACCUAUGGGAAUAAAAAGAAGUUUGAUGAAGACUUUGCUGCGGCUGAUGAUGUGCCUCCACUACUUAUGUGGAGUGGAAAACGUCCAAGAAUUGACAUUGCAGAAUUCUUUGCCACAGAGAAACUUGUGAAGAAAAAGAUUGUAGCUGAACAUGUCUCCUGGCGAGAAGAAGACGAUAUAUUCCCUUUCUGGCCUGAUGAGGUAGCUGUCUACGGGGAAUCAUGUGGCUCUAACAAACUCCUCGACAAUCUGCUGCAUGACAUAUUCCUAGAACGUGUUGAUGAGAGACAAUGGGAUGUUCCAUGUACUGAGGUUGGAGGACAGAAGAAGAUGGAGAAGAAUAAGCAGAUCAUUGACUCUGAUGAUGUUGGAGGACAUAAGAAGAUGGAGAAGAGGAAGCAGAUCAUAGAUUCUGAUGAUGUUGGAGUACAGAAGAAGAUGGAGAAGAGGAAGCAGCUCAUGGAUUUUGAAGAUGAAGUUGAUCCUCCUCCACAGAAGAAACAGAGUUUUAGACGGUCUAAAGGGCCAGUUAAGUUGGUAAAACCUAGUGACGAAAGUGGAGAGGAGAGCUCGGGGUCUGAGAGGGCAGAGAAAGGAUCACUGGAAGGAUUAAUGAAGUUGCUGGGAAGUUUGACAGGGAAGGUUGAUUCAAUGCAUGCUAACUUGGGAGGUCAGAUGGAAAAGAUUGGGAACCAAGUUAAUGUGAUUGAGAAGAAAGUGACAGUCCUUGAGACUAAUGUGUGCGAGUUGAAGAAAGAUAAAGGAGAAGUAGGUGAUAAGAAAGGGAAGGGUGUGAAGAUUGGUACUGAAGUGAAGAUAGGGGGUGGUGCGAAUGAUGAGGAGUCCAAAACUGGAGAUGAUGGUGGUUCUGGAGCCAACGCUGAGUCUUGGAGAUUAGAGACGAAGCAAACAUCGCAGGACGAGUUCCCUAUUUCUUGUGUUGUAAGGAAUCCAACAACUCGAUUAAGAUUGUCUGUCAAGAAAGUCAGAGAAGUUCAAUCAGGAGGGAAGGAAAUGAAUCAAGCAGUUGGAGUUGGAGCUAAAGAACUUAAGGAACCAAGAUCUGCUCCUGAGAAGAAGAGGAGUGAAACUGCUAAACAACUUAAGGAACCAUGA
Molecule: messenger RNA, 1866 nt
Organism: Capsella rubella
Lineage: Eukaryota; Viridiplantae; Streptophyta; Magnoliopsida; Brassicales; Brassicaceae
Exons: 3
Coding region: 1-1866 (621 amino acids)
Source: RefSeq, a predicted model, not a curated record